Molecule: messenger RNA, 1603 nt
Organism: Medicago truncatula (barrel medic)
Lineage: Eukaryota; Viridiplantae; Streptophyta; Magnoliopsida; Fabales; Fabaceae
Product: acetylserotonin O-methyltransferase
Exons: 2
Coding region: 184-1269 (361 amino acids)
Molecular function (GO): protein dimerization activity; O-methyltransferase activity
Source: RefSeq, a predicted model, not a curated record
GCCCACAUUUUAAAGGUGAUCCAUGACCUGUGAUACACACAAUAUAAUUAUAAAUAAAUAAAAAGGUGAUCCAUGAGUGAGAUAUGUUGCUAACUUAACCUCUAUAAAUGAAGCUUUCUAGUUUCAACCAAAAUCAUCACCAGUUCACCAUACUAUAUAGUAGUUUUUGAGAUAUAGGUAAAUAUGGGAGAAAUACAUAGUGAGGUAACAUGGGAGCAAGAGGAGGAAGAAGAAAAAGAAGAAGCAGAAGCUCAAGUAGAAAUAUGGAAGUACAUAUUUGGUUUUGUUGAGCUAGCUGUAGUGAAAUGUGCAAUUGAACUUGGUAUAGCUGAAGCCAUUGAAAAGCACAAAAAACCCAUGUCACUACUAGAGUUAUCAUCAACUCUAAAAUGUGAUUCUUCAUAUGUUAACCGUAUCAUGAGAUUCCUAGUACAUAGGAAAAUAUUUAAAACCAUGAAUACCAACCAUGAUGACUAUCCUAGCUAUGUUCAAACACCACUUUCUCGACGUUUGAUUCGAAACGGUGAACAUAGCAUGGUUGCUAUUCUUUUAUUAGAGAGUAGUCCUGUAAUGGUAGCACCUUGGCUUAGUCUAAGUGAUCGUGUUUUGGUUAAUGGAAAUCCUUCAUUUGAGAAGGUUCAUGGUGAAGAUGUGUGGCAUUAUGCUGCUUCAAAUCUUGAUCAUAGCAAUCUUAUCAAUGAUGCUAUGGCUUGUGAUGCUAAAGUUGUUGUGCCUGCAAUUGUUGAAGGUUGUAGUGAAGUGUUUGAUGGUGUUGGAUCUUUGGUGGAUGUUGGUGGAGGAAAUGGUACCACCAUGAGCAUCCUUGCUAAGGCUUUUCCUAGGAUUCGAGGAAUUAACUUUGAUCUUCCCCAUGUUAUUGAUGUGGCUCCAAAGUAUGAUGGGGUGGAACAUGUGGCAGGUGACAUGUUUACAAGUGUUCCCAAAGCUGAUGCUGCAAUUAUUAAGUGGGUUUUGCAUGAUUGGGGGGAUGAAGAGUGCAUCCAAAUCUUAAAGAACUGUAGAGAAGCAAUUCCAAAAGAAAAUGGAAAAGUUAUUAUUGUGGAAGCAGUGAUUGAAGAAGGAGAAGGAAAACACAACAAGUAUAAAGACGUAGGGUUAAUGUUAGACAUGGUGAUGAUGGCACACACAAACAUUGGCAAAGAAAGGACACUCAAAGAAUGGGAAUAUGUGAUCAAAAUGGCUGGAUUCAAAGCACUCAUUGUGAAAUCUAUCAAUGCUGUUCAGAGUGUAAUCGUGGCCUCCUGUUAAGAUUAUGACAACAAACACUGAAAACAAUAAAUAACAUGAUCUUUGCAUGUAAUUCCUCCGUUUUUAAAUAUAAGUAAAAUUGAUUUUUUAGGUUGAUUUAUUUAAUGAUAUAUGUGGUCCAUAUUAUUAACCAGAUACAUUAUUGAAUGAAUGAAUCUAAAAUAAUUAUUUUGCUUAUAUUUAGAAACGGACGGUGUAUUUGUCAUCAAGAUGCAUUAUUGUCAUAAAAAUAAAAAACAUUUGUGUCGGUUGUCAUGAUUGUUAUGUACUUUGUUGUAUUUGUAUUAGCGUGUGUGUGUGAGAGUGAAAUGCAUUAAAAAUGUGAUACAUGCCA